CUUGUAUUGUCUCAAACCGGAUGUAAUGAUGUUUUAGUGUAUUCUAUUUCCUUUGCUCUUCUUCUCCUUGUACAACCUACUUACAAACGAAAUACUCAACCUUCAAAAACUUAAGCAAACUUAAGCAAACGAACCAAGUCGUUGUUGCCAAUCUCCACACGCCUUGAUCGCUGAGACGAGACGUUCAUCCUCUCAUCCCACGACAUAAAACCAUCCUCUCAUCACACGCCUUGUUUCUUUUUGAAAGAAGGAUAGGCAAAUAUGGCAGAUGAAGUCGACCGAAGACUCGAUGCGGCUGUCAAUGAGGCUUUUGAUGAAUAUUUUGAAGACACAUACAACAGCAUCAUGGAGAAUCGAACAAAUAAAAAGAAGAAACGUGCAUAUGUCGAACAAAACCGCGAAGCGGGCCACAACCGUCUAUGGAAUGACUAUUUUAGUGAAAAUCCGUCAUUUCCAGAAAAUUUAUUCAGACGUCGUUUUCGCAUGAACAAGCAAGUAUUCAUGCGUAUUAUCGACACCCUCUCAGCAAAUGUUCCAUUCUUUCAGCAAAGGAGAGAUGCAGUCGGACGGUUGGGUCUAUCUACACUACAAAAGUGUACGGCGGUUAUUCGUAUGCUUGCUUAUGGCUGUGCGGCUGACGCCGUCGACGAGUAUCUCCGACUCGGUGAAAGCACCGCACUUUCAUGUUUAACCCAUUUCACAGAUGCUGUAAUUCUAUUAUUUGGAGAAGAAUAUCUACGGAGACCCAAUCCUGAGGAUCUUCAACGUUUACUCAAUAUUGGAGAGAUCCGCGGCUUUCCGGGGAUGAUUGGAAGCAUCGACUGUAUGCAUUGGGAGUGGAAAAAUUGCCCAACCGCUUGGAAAGGACAAUACACACGUGGAUCAGGAAAGCCGACACUUGUUUUGGAGGCUGUGGCGUCACAAGAUCUUUGGAUAUGGCACGCUUAUUUCGGUUCUCCAGGUACCUUAAAUGAUAUUAACGUCCUUGAUCGAUCACCUGUAUUUGAUGACAUUUAUCAAGGUCGAGCUCCAAGGGUAACGUACAUAGUCAACGGACACCAGUAUGAUUUGGCGUACUACCUCACGGACGGUAUAUAUCCAAAAUGGUCAACAUUUAUCCAAUCUAUCACACUCCCUCAAGGUCCUAAAGCAGAGUUAUUUGCUAAAGUUCAAGAAGCUACCCGAAAAAAUGUGGAGCGUGCUUUUGGUGUAUUGCAAGCUCGAUUUGCGAUAGUGAAAAACCCGGCGCUGUCAUUGGACAAGGAAAAAAUAGGGAAGAUUAUGAGAGCAUAUAUCAUACUGCAUAAUAUGAUUGUCGAAAAUGAACGGGGUGGAUACACUCUGUACGAUACAUCUGAAUUUGAAGAAGGAGACUCGAGCAGAAGUUCACAUGUUGAGCAUAUUAACAACAUGCCUACCCAUUUCGGUAAUAUGCUUGGUCUACGGAAUCAUGUUCGAGAUAGGCGUACACACAAAGCAUUGAAAAAUGAUUUAAUCGAAAAUAUUUGGAACAAGUUUGGUGAUGAUGAAGAUGUAUAAUUAUCGUAUGUUUGCUUUUAAUCAUUGAAUAAAAAAAAUUUUAAAUUAAUUUUUUUUUAAAUUUAAUAAUUUUAAAUUCUUAAAGACUUCAUUUUGAGUAACACCAUUGGGCAUACAUUUUAGACUCAAAUCCUUAACUAUUCAAAAAACAAAAAAAAAAUACUAUUAUAAUCCUAAGGACUCCAAUGGUGGGUAACACCAUUGGAGUUGCUCUUAUAUGCUUAUGAGACGGGAAACAUAAUGGAUAGAUUCUCGAACUAGAAAUCCUUCUUGCGGAUUCGAAGUAAGGGAAUACACAGACCUAGAAGAUGAUCGUAAGGAUAGAAAGAUCACCUCGAAGAAUUGUGGUUUCUUCGGAAGCGCUUCCACAAUGAACAUGUGUUCCAAGUGUCAAAACCGAAGGAAGGACCAACCCGAUGUGCUACUUGCAAGAAA
This is a messenger RNA of Brassica rapa (field mustard), 1974 nucleotides long. RefSeq names its product putative nuclease HARBI1. The record is from RefSeq and is a predicted model, not a curated record. Lineage: Eukaryota; Viridiplantae; Streptophyta; Magnoliopsida; Brassicales; Brassicaceae.